Messenger RNA from Gregarina niphandrodes, 831 nucleotides. RefSeq names its product putative rhomboid protease. Gene Ontology annotation, cellular component: membrane. NCBI's taxonomy places the organism in Eukaryota, Apicomplexa, Conoidasida, Eugregarinorida, Gregarinidae. The transcript has 2 exons. The record is from RefSeq and is a predicted model, not a curated record. Gene Ontology annotation, molecular function: serine-type endopeptidase activity. Gene Ontology annotation, biological process: proteolysis. Bases 1 to 831 code for a protein of 276 amino acids.
AUGGUUCAGGUGCAUACCCUGCGGGAUUUGGAAUCGGGCAAUGCGGGGAACCCUUCGGCGGCGCCGUUUCCUAGUCUGACGGCGGCGGGGCGCGGGCAACGGCCGCGCUGUAUAGAGUUGCUAUUUCCGGGAUUCAAGCCAAAGACUUUCAUAUUCAUCAUCUCCAUGGUUCAGAUCGCGAUUUACGUAUUGUGUACCGUACAGUACUAUGGCGGAAUGGAUUGGUUACCCUUUGGCAUUUCAAGCAAGGGAUCUAGCUACGGUCCGGCCAUUGUAAGUGGUCAAGUAUGGAGGCUGAUCACGCCCAUUUUCCUUCAUGCCGGCUUCGUGCACAUCCUCUUCAACAUGUUCUUCCAAAUGCGCAUGGGCUUCCCGCUCGAGGAGGAAUACGGAACUCGAAUAUUUGCCGGCAUGUAUCUACUCUGUGGACUCGCAGGCAACUUGUUCAGUGUUGCACUCGCCCCCUGCAAAUACGCCGUCGGAGCCAGCACCGCAGGCUUCGGCCUCAUAGGCAUCCAAAUGGCGCAAAUCGCGCUACACUGGCACCUUCUACAACGAAAAGAAGAAGUCACCUUCAACAUUCUCUUCUUCUUCAUGAUGGCACUCAUGAUGUCCAUCGGUCCUGACUCUGUGGUAGACUGGCGUGGUCACGCCGGUGGCUUCAUCACCGGAUUCUGCUUAGGACUAAUAAUGACUACGACUAACUCGCGCCCAGACUGGUAUGAGCCCUUCACAAGACCCGUGUCGUUGGCGGUCAUCGGUUCAGUUGUUCUGGGGUCUGUUGUCGCCAUUUUCUCCAUUCCUUUGGCCUCACGGGGCUGUGGAAUCUAA